UGCGAGCUCGGCUUGGUGGUCGCAAGCAUGCGUGUGCCGUGGCGGACCCUCGGGAUCCGGAGGGCUCCGGGCUGCGGGUUACACACGGCCCCGGUGCCGGCCCUUCCCCACUGGCUCGCGGAGAGGUUGGGCGUCUUUGAGGAGCUGUGGGCCGCGCAGGCCGAGCGGUCGGCGGAGAGGGCCCGGAGGGAGCGGCGGCCAAUCCGGGUCUUGGCUCCCGGAGGCCGGAGGGUGGACGGCGAGGCCUGGAGCACCACGCCCUACCAGGUAGCCCAGCGGAUCAGUCCUACCUUGGCAGAUACUGCUGUAGCUGCCCGAGUAAACGGAAUCACCUAUGAUAUGGAUCGUCCCUUGGAGGGAGACGCUGACCUUGACUUCCUGACUUUUGAUUCUCCUGAAGGAAAAUCGUUGUUCUGGCAUUCCAGUGCCCAUGUUCUCGGGGCAGCUGCUGAACAUCUUCUGGGUGCCCUCCUCUGCCGUGGCCCCAGCACCCUUGGUGGAUUCUACCAUGACAUAUCCCUCGGAGGGAAUCGGACAGUGCGGGGCUCAGAGCUGCCCAGUUUAGAGCAGGCAUGUCAGAAGAUCGUGGCUGCUGCUCACCCUUUCCGGCGGCUGGAGGCCUCUCGGGAGCAGCUUUGUCAGCUCUUUAAGGACAACCCUUUUAAGCUUCAGCUGAUUGAAGAUAAAGUAAAGGAGCCAACUGCAACAGUGUAUGGAUGUGGCACAUCAGUUGACCUUUGCAAGGGCCCCCACCUGCGACACACAGGACAGAUUGGUGUGCUAAAGCUCCUGACGAACUCAUCUUCCUCAUGGGUGGGGUCUUCAGGAGCUGAAGAGCCAUUGCAGAGAGUGUAUGGCAUUUCCUUCCCCACCGUUGAGGGGCUGAGAGCCUGGGAGAAACAGAGGGAAGAGGCAGCAGCAAAGGACCACAGACGCAUUGGGAAAGACCAGGAGCUUUUCUUCUUCCAUGAGCUGAGCCCUGGAAGCUGCUUUUUCCUGCCACGAGGGACAAGAGUAUAUAAUGCGCUGAUGACUUUCAUCAGGAAUGAGUAUGCCCGUCGAGGGUUCUCAGAAGUGAGGACCCCAACACUCUUCUCUACAAGGCUAUGGGAGCAGUCAGGACACUGGGAGCAUUAUAGCGAAGACAUGUUUGUUCUUCGGCCUCCAGAGUCUGAUGGGCCUGCUGAUUGCCAAAAUGACCAUUCCGCUAACCAGCCGAGAGGCAUGCUGGCUCUCAAGCCCAUGAACUGCCCUGCACACUGCCUGAUAUUUUCACACCGCCCCCGGUCCUGGCGGGAGCUGCCUCUGCGGCUGGCGGAUUUUGGGGCCCUGCACCGAACCGAGGCCUCCGGGAGUCUAGGGGGCCUGACUCGACUUCGUAGGUUCCAGCAGGAUGAUGCUCAUAUCUUCUGUGCUCCAGAUCAGCUAGAGUCUGAGAUCCAAGGAUGCCUUGAUUUCCUUCGCUCUGUCUACACGGUCCUUGGCUUCUCCUUUCAUCUGGUGCUGUCGACUAGGCCGUCUUCUUUCCUAGGGGAGUCCUACCUUUGGGACAAGGCUGAAGAGAUCCUUCAGCAAGCCCUAGGUGAGUUUGGGGAGCCCUGGGAGCUGAACCCUGGAGAUGGUGCAUUUUAUGGACCCAAGAUUGAUGUUCAUAUCCAGGAUGCCCUGGGAAGACCCCAUCAGUGCGGGACAAUACAGCUUGACUUCCAGCUGCCUUUGAGAUUCGGCCUCCAAUAUGUGGGGCAGACGGGGGUCCCGGAGCGCCCAGUCCUUAUUCACCGAGCAGUGCUGGGCUCAGUGGAAAGAAUGUUGGGGGUGCUGGCUGAGAACUAUGGAGGCAAAUGGCCACUGUGGCUGUCUCCACUCCAGGCUCUGGUCAUCCCCGUGGCAGUUGAGCAAGAGGGUUAUGCAUGGGAGGUGCAGGGAGCCCUGCAGGCCGCAGGCCUGGCGGGUGACUUAGAUAAGGACCCAAGCCUGACCCUCAGCCGGAGAGUACGGCGUGCCCAGCUUUCCCAGUAUAACUUCCAAUUUGUGGUGGGUCCCAGAGAACAAAGUCAGAGGACAGUAAACAUUCGAACCAGAGACGGUCGCCAGCUUGGAGAGUGGGAUGUCACAGAGGCAGUCGGUCGGCUUCGAGAGCUGCAGGAUGCCAGGGUCCACAAUGCUGAAGAAAUAUUUUGAGUCACAUCAUGAGUACGAGUAGAGGGACUUUGGGACUGAGCCACUGCCCUCCCUCAGGAAUGGUGGGAGAAAGAAUGGAACAGAGAUGUCCUUCCCAGUGGAAAACGUUGUGGUGUUUUCCCUGGAACUCUGCUAGAGCUGGUGGGAAGAGGUACCGAGAGCAUCCCUUCUCUGCUCUGAAAGACCAGCAUCCUGGGUUUGACAUUCCCAGAGGAGGAAUGUGUGGUCUAGUGAGGGAAAAGUGUGGAAGAGAAUAAGAACGAAAAUAAAAACUUGAACCUCCA
Molecule: messenger RNA, 2465 nt
Organism: Vombatus ursinus (common wombat)
Lineage: Eukaryota; Metazoa; Chordata; Mammalia; Diprotodontia; Vombatidae
Product: threonine--tRNA ligase, mitochondrial-like
Exons: 18
Coding region: 28-2181 (717 amino acids)
Biological process (GO): threonyl-tRNA aminoacylation
Cellular component (GO): mitochondrion; cytoplasm
Molecular function (GO): threonine-tRNA ligase activity; ATP binding
Source: RefSeq, a predicted model, not a curated record